AUGCCUCGCGGUCCUGAGCUUGAACCAUAUAUACGCGAGCGUAUAUGUGAAUUAAAACGAUCAGCAAAAUGGGGUGCAAAACGUAUCCAGAAGAAUGCGUUCCCUGAUAUUCCUCUAUCCACUAUCCACUAUACCCUCCGGCAAGAUCUAAAGCGUUUAAAGGGUGUUUCCCUACCUCGCUCUGGCGCACCUCGCAAGCUUACUGCGGAGGACCGAGACCGUGUGUAUGAUGCUAUUCAAAACCGUCCUGAUAUUACCCGCGAGGAUCUGCUUGCUGAGGUUAAUUAUAAGGUUAAAGCGAUGUCAAUCUGGCGUUUAACGCAUAAUAUGGGCCUCCGGAAGUGGCGAAAGAUGAACCGACCUUACCUUACACCUAUUCACGCUACGAAACGUCUUACUUGGGCUUUAACCUAUCGCCACUUUACACCAGAGGACUGGAAAAGGGGUUUUUAG
Molecule: messenger RNA, 453 nt
Organism: Penicillium atrosanguineum
Lineage: Eukaryota; Fungi; Ascomycota; Eurotiomycetes; Eurotiales; Aspergillaceae
Exons: 1
Coding region: 1-453 (150 amino acids)
Biological process (GO): DNA integration; DNA transposition
Molecular function (GO): DNA binding
Source: RefSeq, a predicted model, not a curated record